Molecule: messenger RNA, 1147 nt
Organism: Halichondria panicea
Lineage: Eukaryota; Metazoa; Porifera; Demospongiae; Suberitida; Halichondriidae
Product: zinc finger protein aebp2-like
Exons: 7
Coding region: 90-998 (302 amino acids)
Biological process (GO): regulation of transcription by RNA polymerase II
Cellular component (GO): ESC/E(Z) complex
Source: RefSeq, a predicted model, not a curated record
GUUGCGUAUUCAAAAAUAGGACUCGGACUGGGUAGACAUUGAAAUAGCCUCGAUUCCAAGGCGGUCUAAAAUCGAGGCAAGGGAGUACAAUGUCUAAGAAACUCAAGAUAGAUCUGGUGUGUAAAUGGACUGGAUGUUCUUCUGAGAGCACAAAGUUUGAGAAACCUGAGGACCUCUCACAGCAUGUUGACGAGAUCCAUCUUGGUCCAUGUGCCCAUAACGACUUGUUCUUCUGUCAGUGGGAAGGUUGUAAAGUCUACAAUAAGCCAUCGUUCUCGUACUCCUGGCUAAAGAGACACACCAAAGAGAAGCACACUAAAGAGCGACCUAACAAGUGUCUUAUGAACGGUUGCAACAUGUCCUUCAAUUCCGUUGACGCACUUCAGAGGCACAUGAUGAGGCACUUUGAGCGCACACCACCCGCCCCCGCAGUGAAGGCCGUCGUCCAAUCAGAUGCUCUGGAUGCCCUUCCACCCGUGCCCUCUCCUCGGAGUGAAGAGGGUGCUAUUAGUGACAGUGGAUCGUCUGCCAGUAGUACGCACAAAGGUGUACAUAGACCCAGGAAAAGACAUUCUCUGAAAGUGAGGAUCUCACGACGCCAUCUUUUCAGCUUCGUAAACAGUCAACACGAACCCAUUGCAUUUAACGGUGCCCAUUUCCAUGGCGAGGUGUUGGACCACAGAACAAUGGAUGUGAUCAAACAAACAGUCAAUGCUCUGGCAUACACAGACACACGCUCGGGACAGCCCACCACCUGCUUUACCUUAUAUGGUCAGGUGAUUGGUAGGAGGAAGAGAGCAGCUGCAGAGGCCGAAGUGUUGGUCAGAUGGAAACCACGAUUAAUCUCCGACUGUUGGGUCCCUGUGUGCAGUUACAACCAACAGAGGGUGGUCUCCACUAACGAGCUCUCUACGGGGCAACUAUCAUGUAUUGCCGAGAGCUGUUUCAGUGGCUCUGGUAGCAAGAAUAGAAAAAAUAAACGCAAACCUGGGAAUUAAUCACAGACCGAACGAUAAUAAUUAUUAGACAUAGUGACUAUAAAAAUAUCCUUGAAAAUAUUUUCAGCUUUCUUUUAAAUUUAUAUACAAUCAUGUUUUAUACAUAACAUUGUUUUUUCAAUAAUUAUUAUGCCUUGGUGCUUGUAACA